AUGCCGUCCGUCAAGAACCCCAACGGCCCGUCCAAGAACCGCCUCGCGGCCCGCGCGGCCAAGGCCCGCAAGACAUCCCAGAAGCGCUCCGCGGAGCUCAAGUACCAGAUUCCCAAACUCGACGCGCUACGCGGCGCCCGCCCAGGCCUCCUGCCCAACUGCGGGCCCAAGGCCAAGAUUAGUUCCAAGAAGGCGCGCAAGCUGCAAAAGAAGCUGGGCUACGCGCUGCAGCGCAAGGCGGCAGCCGAGGGCGGUGAUGCCACCAUGGCUGAUGCGACAAAAGGCGGAGAGGAAGUCCGAGAGGGUCCGGAUGAGACAGAGAUGGAGGGCAUUCUGUAG
Cordyceps militaris CM01 is the source of this 339-nucleotide messenger RNA. RefSeq lists its product as uncharacterized. The record is from RefSeq and is a predicted model, not a curated record. Lineage: Eukaryota; Fungi; Ascomycota; Sordariomycetes; Hypocreales; Cordycipitaceae. Bases 1 to 339 code for a protein of 112 amino acids. The transcript is spliced from 2 exons.